GCAGGUUGCGGCUCUUGGCAGGACGCGGCAUUCCAGCACACAGCCUGGUUGUAAACAAGGUCGCCCGUCCGUCCCCGGGCACAGGGGGAGGGGCGGCUGUCCGGCCGGCCGGAUCCAGGCUCUUCCACCAGACUCGCUCACCCUUGACGAAUGUGCACUCAAAUGCCUUUGAGAAGACGCAGGGCGGCUCCGCCGAGCUCGGGCAGACCAGAGGACGCACUCCGCUAUAUUUAAAGGAUCGAGGCUGAGGUAAUCCGGAUAAUGUUAGGGUUGUGUAUGUCGUAGCUGGAAUUAAAGACAGCGCGUCCCAAUGCGGGCACCGGUGAUGACAGCUGCUAUUUCUGACGGCGACCCGCACUGGCUGCUAUAAAAAGGCCGAGAUGCGCUUCUACAGCAGCGUCCUGACACACUACCCUGAGGCCGCCUUUAAGGUCUCCAUCCAAGCAGCGGACACAGCGCCAGUGGAGAAGGUGAGCGCCGCGGUGACAGGCGAGGCCUCCUGCUCCCCCGACACCAUGCCCGCAUUCUCCAGUUGCGACCUGCUACCCCAGGCCCCGGGCUCGGGCCCGGCCGUGCACCUCUACACCUCGACCGCCAGGAUCCCUCUGCGGCCGCUGGAGAGGGGCGUGCCCGUGCAGGCACUGAACGACAGGGCUUUCGCCACAUCCGAGCGGACUGGUCGAGGCCGGGGCUUCGGGCUGGAGGAAGAAGAAGAAGAAGGAGACGAAGGAGAAGUCGGUGUCGGUGUCGGGUCGCCGGUGGAGGUUUGGGGCCGCGGCCAGGAGAGAGUCUCCGGAGAGGCAGAGGACGAGAUGGCGCGGCUGGGCAACGGGCCUGCGCUGGUGAACAGCCGAGCCCUCGAUUGCAGCCGAGCCGAGAGCCAUGAGCGAGGCCCGGCUUCGCAGGCAGGGGAAGUGGAGCUGGCCACUGGGUACAGAACGGUGGACCUGGUGGUGGAGAACAGGUCGGAGAAACACGCCCGGAUCGCGCGCUACUGGGCCGAGGUGGAAAAGCAAAACACUUACUUGAGGGAGAAGCAGAAGUACAGGUUUCACAGCAUCCCCGACGGCAACUGCCUGUACCGGGCGGUCAGCAAGGCCGUCUAUGGUGAUCAGACCAUGCACAAGGAGCUGAGGGAACAAACUGUGUACCACAUUGCGGAUCACCUGGACGAGUUUAACCCCAUCAUCGAAGGUGAUGUUGGAGAAUUUCUGAUCAACGCAGCUCAGGACGGGGCAUGGGCUGGUUACCCGGAGUUACUGGCUAUGAGUCAGAUGCUGAAGGUUAAUAUCUACCUAACCACUGGAGGUAGCGUGGAAAGCCCAACCGUGUCCACUAUGGUACAUUGCCUAGGUCCCGAAGACCAGUCCAAACCCAACAUAUGGCUGAGUUGGCUGAGCAAUGGGCACUACGACGCAGUUUUUGAUCAGUCGCUUCCCAACCCAGAGUACGAAACGUGGUGUGCACAGACACACGUUCAGAGGAAAAGAGACGAAGAACUGGCCAAAGCCAUGGCAGCUUCUCUUUCAAAAAUGUACAUUGAACAAAACGGUUGCUUUUGAGUCCUUCCGCGUUAUAGAGUUUGUCAGGACUUGAGGUUCCCUGAUAGGCUAGUGAACCUAAAUGAGUAAGACUGGCACUCUGAAUUGUAGAUAUUGUUGAUACAGUUUUGAUUUAUUCUUUUAUUUUAAAUUCUUACACAUUCUGAUCAGGCUAAUGGCACUUUAAAUGGAUCUUAAAAUCUAUUAUAUAAAUAACGCCUUAAUUCAAUGUGUGAAUUCAUGAAUGUUUAACCAAAUGGUCGAGCUUAGACUGAUGAAGGUUUUGGGACACCUGAGUUUUAAUCGGGUUUAUUGGAGUUAAGAGACCACAGAAUUGAAUGGGAAAAUGUCUCAUUGAUAUUUUUGUAAUAUUUUACAUUUCUGGUGUUUGGAAAAUGACUUGUUUAGUCUCUGCUUUUAAGAGGUUUUAUUUCUUUUGGAGAACACUUUAGAAAGAUUUGUUUAUGUUGCAUUUUAUGCAAUCAUUGUUUUAUUGGUGUAUUACCUCUUUUAAGUUUAUGUAUUCUGGCAGGUGGCUGGUUGCUAUUAAAUUGCUGCCUUGAUUUUAUAAUUUGAGGUUUCAGAUCUUCACAAACUUACUUCACAGUUGUUGAUUUUUGUUGUCUUCUGUUAUCUGACCUCUCACUUCUGAUUUUUAUGUUGUCCAAGAUACAUUUAACUUCUAACUUCCUGAGAUGGUUUGCAGGGCCAAGCCUGUAACCAGUUUGCAACUGUUGUAUUUGUAUUGAUUAUACAUUUAUUAAUCAACAUGGAAUGAAUAAAACUCAUAACAUUUCUCAUAA
Leucoraja erinaceus (little skate) is the source of this 2344-nucleotide messenger RNA. Its product is annotated as OTU domain-containing protein 1. The record is from RefSeq and is a predicted model, not a curated record. Gene Ontology annotation, molecular function: cysteine-type deubiquitinase activity. Bases 381 to 1562 code for a protein of 393 amino acids. Gene Ontology annotation, biological process: protein deubiquitination. The transcript has a single exon. NCBI's taxonomy places the organism in Eukaryota, Metazoa, Chordata, Chondrichthyes, Rajiformes, Rajidae.